GCACUUGCCAGUUGUCAUUCGGUUCUCAUUGCAAGCGGACCGACCAAAUGAACUCGGUUUUGGUUUCGGUUCUGGUCUACUACUAUUGCAUCACUCACAGUUUGGACUAACUACCCUAGAAGAUCCCCGACUCACACUUGGAAUAUCCACGCAAUGGCAGCCGGCGUCUUCAAGAGCUUUAUGCGCGACUUCUUUUCGGUAAAAUACGACGACCAGUUAAAUGAUCCCCAAUCGGAGCGACUAGAUGCCAAUGGACGCCACUAUCCCAAUUGCUCCUCGGAUGUUUGGUUGCGAUCCUGCGAGCGGGAGAUAGUGGAUCCCAUCGAGGGUCAUCACAGUGGACACAUCCCACGAUGGAUUAGCGGCAGUCUGCUGAGGAAUGGACCCGGCAGCUGGAAGGUGGGCGACAUGACCUUUGGCCAUCUCUUCGACUGCUCGGCGCUGCUGCAUCGAUUUGCCAUUAAAAAUGGACGUGUUACCUACCAGAAUCGAUUUGUGGAUACGGAAACCCUGCGAAAGAAUCGUUCAGCCCAACGGAUUGUGGUCACUGAGUUUGGAACGGCAGCUGUUCCAGAUCCCUGUCACUCAAUCUUCGAUCGAUUUGCGGCCAUAUUUCGACCCGACAGUGGGACGGACAAUUCAAUGAUUUCCAUAUACCCCUUUGGGGAUCAGUAUUACACAUUCACCGAGACGCCCUUUAUGCAUCGAAUAAAUCCCUGUACUUUGGCCACCGAGGCGCGUAUCUGCGCCACGGACUUUGUGGGCGUGGUGAACCACACCUCGCAUCCGCACAUCAUGCCCAGCGGCACCGUUUACAACCUGGGCACCACAAUGACCAGAUCUGGACCGGCUUACACCAUCCUCUGUUUUCCCCAUGGUCGUCAGAUGUUCGAGGAUGCUCAUGUGGUGGCCACACUGCCUUGUCGAUGGAAGCUGCAUCCCGGUUAUAUGCACACCUUCGGCCGGACGGAUCACUUCUUUGUGAUUGUGGAACAACCGCUGUCCGUUUCCCUGCCGGAGUACAUAAAAUCCCAGCUUAAUGGCCAGAACAUGUCGGCAUGCCUCAAGUGGUUUGAGGAUCGGCCGACGCUCUUUCACCUUAUAGACAGGGUGUCAGGGAAGCUGGUGCAGACCUAUGAAUCGGAGGCCUUCUUCUACCUGCACAUCAUCAACUGCUUUGAACAGGAUGGUCAUGUGGUGGUGGACAUUUGCAGCUACAGGAAUCCCGAGAUGAUCAACUGCAUGUAUUUGGAGGCCAUUGCCAAUAUGCAAACGAAUCCCAACUAUGCUACCCUCUUCCGGGGACGUCCUUUGAGAUUUGUUCUGCCCUUGGGCACAAUACCCAAGCCUCAGAAUUCCGGAAAAAGGGCUUUGGUCAAGUCUUUCUCCCUGGCUGGUCUGAGUUCUCCUCCGAUUUCCCGAACCAUGAAGCACUCGGUUUCGCAGUAUGCGGAUAUUACAUACAUGCCCACUAAUGGCAAGCAGGAGAAUCUAGGGGAAGAAAGCCCCAAGAGAUAUGCCAAGAAGGGUCGCUAUGAAGAGGAGAACCUGAUUAACCUGGUGACCUUGGAGGGCAGCCAGGCGGAGGCUUUCCAGGGUACUGAUGCAAUCUCCCUGCGUCCGGAAAUGCUCUGCGAUUGGGGCUGCGAGACACCCAGGAUCUUUUACGAACGGUAUAUGGGCAAAAACUACCGAUACUUUUACGCCAUCAGUUCGGAUGUAGAUGCAGAGAACCCAGGAACUCUCAUCAAAGUGGAUGUAUGGAACAAAACCAGUAUUACCUGGUGUGAAGACAACGUGUAUCCCAGUGAGCCCAUCUUUGUGCCCUCACCAGAUCCCCAAUCCGAGGACGAUGGUGUCAUCCUGGCCUCUAUGGUUAUAGGCGGUGGCCUUAACGAUUGCUAUGUGGGCCUGAUUGUGCUGUGUGCCAAAACCAUGACCGAGUUGGGUCGUUGUGAUUUCCACACCAACGGACCCGUUCCCAAGUGCCUCCACGGAUGGUUUGCCCCUAAUGCCAUUUAGAUUCUUAGCUUACUGUUUAUAUG
This is a messenger RNA of Drosophila suzukii, 2045 nucleotides long. It is a transcript of the gene ninaB, whose product is annotated as neither inactivation nor afterpotential B. NCBI's taxonomy places the organism in Eukaryota, Metazoa, Arthropoda, Insecta, Diptera, Drosophilidae. Gene Ontology annotation, molecular function: beta-carotene 15,15'-dioxygenase activity; carotenoid dioxygenase activity. The record is from RefSeq and is a predicted model, not a curated record. Gene Ontology annotation, biological process: retinal metabolic process; carotene catabolic process.